Malurus melanocephalus (red-backed fairy wren) is the source of this 4533-nucleotide messenger RNA. RefSeq names its product phosphomannomutase 1 (gene PMM1). The transcript has 8 exons. Gene Ontology annotation, cellular component: cytosol. Gene Ontology annotation, molecular function: phosphomannomutase activity. Lineage: Eukaryota; Metazoa; Chordata; Aves; Passeriformes; Maluridae. Gene Ontology annotation, biological process: mannose metabolic process; GDP-mannose biosynthetic process; protein N-linked glycosylation. Bases 46 to 816 code for a protein of 256 amino acids. The record is from RefSeq and is a predicted model, not a curated record.
CAUCAGCUCCCGCGGUCCCGCCCCCGCCCGCAGAGCCCGGGCGGGAUGGCGGCGGCGCGGGGCCGGGUGCUCUGUCUCUUCGACGUGGACGGGACCCUGACACCGGCUCGGCAGAAAAUCGAGCCGGAGGUGGACGCGUUCCUGCGGGAGCUGCGGGAAAGGGUGCACAUCGGCGUGGUGGGAGGCUCCGACUAUGCCAAGAUAGCCGAGCAGCUGGGGGAAGGGGACGAAGUCAUUGAUAAGUUUGACUACGUCUUCGCGGAGAAUGGCACAGUUCAAUACAAGAAUGGGCAGCUGGUCUCCAAGCAGGCCAUUCAGGACCACUUGGGGGAGGAGCUGCUGCAGGAUCUGAUCAACUUCUGCCUCAACUACAUGGCACUGCUGAAGCUGCCCAAGAAACGAGGGACCUUCAUUGAGUUUCGCAAUGGAAUGUUGAACAUCUCCCCCAUCGGACGGAGCUGCACCCCCGAGGAGCGAAUCGAGUUCUCCGAGCUGGACAAGAAGGAGCGGAUACGGGAGAAGUUUGUGGCAGCCUUGCAGAGGGAGUUUGCUGGUAAAGGCCUGCGUUUCUCUCGAGGUGGCAUGAUCAGCUUUGAUGUCUUCCCAGAGGGCUGGGACAAGCGCUACUGCCUCAAUGUGCUCGACGACGAGAGAUUUGACACCAUCCACUUCUUUGGGAAYGAGACAACCCCUGGAGGGAACGAUUAUGAAAUCUAUGAUGACCCCCGCACUGUAGGACACAGUGUCCAGUCCCCCCAGGACACAGUCCAGCGAUGCCGYGAAAUCUUCUUUCCAGAAAGAGCAAACGAGUGCUGACUGCCAGGUCCCUGCAGCCCUGCCCCAGUCCCACCCUCUUCCCCCACCAGGAAAAGCACCUUCAUGUGAAGAAUCUGCUCAGGGUAGACCAAAAAAACACUUGACAGAGGUGGUCAGGAUGUACCACGUGAGUGUGGGUGURUGGCGGGAGGGGGCCUUGGCUGAGCAGCCCCUCUGCACUCCCUGUGUAUGGCUGGGGGUCAUGGCACCAGACUCUCCUCGCCUCCAGAGAAACUUCUCUCGUGACAGUUCAGCUGUGGUGGGCAGUGAUGCAGAUGCUUUUGUGGUCAGAAAGCAUUUGAAAGGGCCAAAGAGCGUGAAUGUGUCCCUCUCCUCUUCAGUCCUUUUCCACUCGGUUUCUCCUAACACUUGUGCAUGAGGGAACACGUGGCUCACCUUUCUCUCCCCUUUGCACCGUGGCCAGAAAUGCUGGGGCUGCUGAAGCUCGAAAUAUGCACUGGAGCUGCCCCAAGGCAGGAGGCCAGGAAGGCCAUUUGCUCCAAGCCUGUGGUAGGAAGGAGUAGCUGCGAUCCCAGCUUGUCGCACUGCUGUGCUUUCUAAUAAGAGGUCACCACUCCCUUCCCCUCAGUGCCACAGUGUGCUGGUCCCUCCCUACAGAUGAGCUGGGAAUGAUGGUUUUAACAUGACUGGGCUGCUGCUCUGAGCUUUGCUCGGGUACAUGAAGAAAUCAGUUCUUCUUUUAGCUUACAAAAACCCCCUAGGGUUUAUUUUUUAUAUUAUUAUUCUCUGUUUUCAAGUCAGACCUUACCUGGAACAGCUGGAGGAUACUGGCACCUCAUGUGUGCAGAGCAUGCUAUGGAACARUUUGGCAUAGAAGGCUUUCCAGUGGUCUUCCCACUUAUGUCCACUGGGCAUCACAGAAUCACAGAAUGGUUAGGGUUGGAAGGGACUUCUGGCAAUCAUCUAGUCCAACCUUCCUGCCAAGGCAGGGUCACGUAGAGCAGGUGACRUUGGAAUGUGUCCAGUGGGUUUUGAAUGUCUCCAGAGAGGGAAACCCCACGAUUUCCCUGGGCAGCCUGUUCCAGUGCUCUGCCGCCCUCAACGUAAAGAGGUUUUUCCUCACGUCAGGUGGAACCUCGUGAGUUUUAGUUUAUGGCCAUGUCCUGUUAGUGGGCACCACUAAAGACAAUCCAGCAUCAUCCUCUUGGCAUCCACCUUUGAGAUAUUUAAAUACAUUAAUGAGAUCCUCUCUCAGCCUUCUCUAGACUAAACAGGCCCAGCUCCCACAGUCUCCCCUCGUAAGAGAAAUGUAACCUUACCAGGGCAUUCACAACAGACCAAGUCCCCUUCCUUUCCCAGARCUCAGCUUUCCAUCCUGCUGCCAGAGACAUUUUCAGAGGGGGACAACCCUGGCGAUACCCUGGUUCAUACGGCUAAUGGAGGUACCUGCUCAGCAGUGCCCUCCAAGCUUGCAUUUCCACCCCAUCUCAUUGCACACACUCAGUUUACAUGCUCACCUUUAGGGAGACAGGAUGUCCAGUGUAGGUGUUGUAUGUCCUGUUCCUCUCCCUGGAUCUUUGUAGGUUACAAACUCACAUCUUUCCUUCAGCCCUUGAUCUUCUCACUCACAUUGUCCUUUUGUUUCUGGUGGUUGCAUUGGGGUGUGUGGCCACAGUGGUGACACUCAUCACAACUUGGUGCUCAAAAGGAGCUCAGGGAUCCUCUCCAAGGAGAUGUCCUGCUCAUAGCUCCUCAGGGUACACAGAUCUAAUGUUUGUGGACCUGGAGAAAGUUGGAGGUUCCUGCAAACCCUCUCCCCAUUGUUCCCCAGGAACCUUUCUCACCAAUCCUUGAUAGUAUGGCACUGCYGCAUCUCUUGGUCCUGUUUUCUCUCCCCUUUUUAUUCUGUUCCUGCUUUCCUCAUCAUGGCUCUCCAUUCCAACUGGCAGCUGGACUGCAGAGAGAAGUUUCUCAGCUGGCUGCCGCCACCUACACAAGGCAGCASCAUCUUCCUCAGAGAGAGACAGUGGUGCUCUUAGACCCAAGGCUCCCACAUUGCCAGGGCAGUCCCUGGUGGCCCUUGGCACAGCUGCCUGGCCACAGGAGCAGCAAUACUGCAUGACCAGUGUUGGUGGGGUGCUGUCUCCUCCUCCUGACUGCACCUCCUAACUACAACACAUCAGAUCUCUGAUGCAGCACAUUUGCAUGAGUACAGCAGUCUUCCCAGCAUCCAGAGAACCCCAAGAAAUGCAUAAAUUCCUCUUUCUACCCAGAGAAGAUUUCUCUGUGGGAGGAGCUGUUGAAGAAGCCUGUAUGCAGGAUACCCUUUUCACAGGUCAUGGGUUUUGGCCCUCCACUGCAACCUUCAUGGAGGAUUGUGUUUUCUGGUUCCUUCCUCUCUGUUUCACUGUUGAUCAGGUUGUGUGKGGGGAGUUUAUUUUUCCUGUACAUCUACUCAUAGCCAGCAGGACCUCUAGUGAGCUUAGUGAUCAGUGAAGAGCAGGGUCUUGCCGUGAUGCCAUGGGGCACUGGGCUGGCCUUGAGGGGCUGAGGUGACUUGCACCUUUGAAGGGAAAGGUGGACACUACCCGAGGCUGCCCCUGUGGGGCACGGACUCUGCCCGUGCUCAGGAUGGGGGAAGUUUUGGGGCAAGCAGAGCAGAGGCAGAGAUGACCAUUGAGACACCAGCCAUCACUUUCUGCGCUCAGGAGCUUAUCCAUGCACAGGUGGGAUCAAGUUCAGGAACCUUCUCUGCUCCUUUCUCUUUCUUACACCAAGCUUGGGCUAAUUCAGGGCACCUCCCACCUGGAGACCCCUGUCCUGCCAGAGGGAUGAGGAGGAUGGCAUCAAAAGUAUCUGGGGCAGCCCCAGGGUCUCAGAGCCACGGAAUGGUUGAAGUGACCUGUGGAGAUCCUUUCAGAUCUGGUCCCACACCCCUGCUCAAGCAGCGCCCCCGAGAGUCCUGGCUGCCUGUGCUGUGUUGUUGCAGGCAGGGAUGAGGCAUGCUGGGAUGGGAGCCCUACUUCUAGGGGACAGUUCAUGCCUGUCCCUGAGACUGCUUUGCCAUGAUGCUCCUCUCAUGGUGGGUGCCCACAGCAUAAGUGGAGGCUUCUCCCUGGGGUUGUGAGCGAGCAGAUGUGGCAGAUCCUACACCCAGGACUGUCUUGCUGUAGGGAGCCAUAUCAGUGUGAGAUUGGCAGCUCUUGUCUGGCUGGUAACAACUGUUAAAUAAGAAAUAUAUUUAAACACAUGGAUAUGUAUAUUAAAAAAAUUAAAUCCUAUUAAAGCCACAACACGCAUCAGUUAGAGGCGGUGUGUGCUUUGUGCCGGGCUCUGUGGGGUGAAAGGCAGCCAGACAACUUCCAAGUCCCCACAGCAGGGGGGGAUCAGCCCCAGUCCUGAUGACCCCUCCUGGUGAGCAGCAGCUCCUAYCCCAGGCUCACAGUGUGGAGCACCUUCAGCCCCACCCGGGACAUGCAGUGCAGAGGUAGGUGAGUCCAUUCUGAUGUCUGUCCAAAUUCCUGGGUGCUCCAGGGCCUUAACCUGAGAGAGUCACCAGUGUCCUCACUGUGACACACGAGCACAGGACAAAGAGUCAGGAUGGGCAGGGCUCAUGGGAAAGUCACUUUUAAUGGUUUAUUGCCAAUGUUACAAAGGUUGACACAUGGUCAGACAGGCGGAAACCACACCAGAGUUGUAAAAACACCAAUAAGUCUAGGGUUUUAAUUUAUUAAAAAACAAAACAAAAAAAAAAAA